Prinia subflava (tawny-flanked prinia) is the source of this 6722-nucleotide messenger RNA. It is a transcript of the gene KCNN2, whose product is annotated as potassium calcium-activated channel subfamily N member 2. Gene Ontology annotation, molecular function: small conductance calcium-activated potassium channel activity; calmodulin binding. Lineage: Eukaryota; Metazoa; Chordata; Aves; Passeriformes; Cisticolidae. The record is from RefSeq and is a predicted model, not a curated record. The transcript has 14 exons. Gene Ontology annotation, cellular component: neuron projection; plasma membrane; neuronal cell body. Gene Ontology annotation, biological process: potassium ion transmembrane transport. The coding region runs from base 420 to 2900 and encodes 826 amino acids.
UUUAAAACUCCCAGGAGGCUUAGACAGAAAGACUGGAUUGCACAGAAGACAGGCAGAGAAAGAAACUAUAGUGCAGUGUACAUCACUUCUGAAAGCUGAGUGUUUUCUAAACCAGGUACUUCUCAACCCUGGUUUCUUCUUUUGACAGUAAUUUACUCAGGAGCCACGUAGGCUUGUUUGACUGCUGGGAAGAUAUAAGGCAGUUUACCCCAAAAGAGCAAAUAUCUCGGGUCGAAUCCAGCUUUAUUCAUGAAAGGUGUGCAUACACAUGCAUGUGUUCACAGUCCUGUAAAUCCUUUUUGGCACAGCAGAAACAGGGCCUAUGACAAUCAGUAAGAGCAGUUCCACCCAGUAUACAACGAAAAGGGCGGCGGCGGCGGCGGCGCUGCUGGACAGCUCCGGAGCGCGACGCUGCGCCCAUGUUCCGGAGACGGCGCAGAUGUGACGUGAUGCCCGUUGUUUUGGUGCGCCCGACCAAUCGGACGCGGCGGCUGGAUUCUACGGGAGCCGGGAUGGGCCCGUCGUGGCGGCAGCAGGACGCUCCCCUGCCGACCGUCACGCAUUGCGCAGGGUGCACCACCGCCCGGUCCUCCUGCGGCUUUAACGGCCCCGGCAUGGACCCGCCGCGCCACUUCCCGGCGGGCUUCGGCCCCGAGCAGCAGCAGCAGCAGCAGCAGCAGCAGCUGCAGCAACAGCAGCGCCCGCCGGCGCCACCGCACUGCCAGCAGCACGGCCAGGACAAGCAGAGCCUCCAGCAGCAGCAGCAGCAGCAGAGCCCGUGUUUCCAGUGCAACAACUGCGCCUACUACGGGGCUGCUGCGGCAGCCGCCGGGGAUAACCUGCCUCUGCUGCUCCGCGCCUCCUCGCCGCUUUCGGGCGCCUUUCGGACGCACUCCUCGCCGCUGUCUUCCGCCGCCUCCUCCCGGCACGGCAGCCAGCUGAACGUCAGCGAGUUCACCCCGUCCAGCCAUGCUGGUGCGUCUAGACAGCCUCACCAAUAUUCCCAGUACCACCAGUGCCAUAGCCUACAGCAGCAGCAGGCAGCCAGCCCCAGCAGCAGUGUCAGCAGCAGCAGCACUCACCAUCAUCAUCACCAUCACCAUCACCACCACCAUCACCAGCAGCAGCAGCGCCGGGAGAGCAACCCCUUCACCGAAAUAGCCAUGAGCAGCUGCAGGUACAACGGCGGCGUCAUGCGGCCGCUCAGCAACCUGAGCUCGUCCCGCAGGAACCUGCACGACCUGGACUCCGAGUCGCAGCCGCUCCAGGCGCCGCUCGCCAGCCCCACCGCCGCCGCCAGCGGCUCUGUCCCCGCCGCCGGCAGCCCCGCCGCCCCGGAGAUCGUGGUCUCCAAGCCCGAACACAACAACUCCAACAACCUGGCGCUGUACAGCUCCUCCGGCCCCGGCCCCGGCACGAGCAGCACCAACAACGGCGGGGGCAAGUCCAGCAAGAAGAAGAACCAGAACAUCGGCUACAAGCUGGGACACCGCCGGGCUCUCUUCGAGAAGCGCAAGCGCCUCAGCGACUACGCGCUCAUCUUCGGCAUGUUCGGCAUCGUCGUCAUGGUCAUCGAGACCGAACUCUCCUGGGGCGCCUAUACCAAGGAGUCUCUGUAUUCCCUCGCUCUGAAAUGCCUUAUUAGCCUCUCCACGAUUAUCCUGCUCGGGCUCAUCAUCGUGUACCACGCAAGAGAAAUCCAGUUGUUCAUGGUGGACAAUGGAGCAGAUGACUGGAGAAUAGCCAUGACUUAUGAGCGUAUUUUCUUUAUCUGCUUGGAAAUACUGGUGUGUGCUAUACAUCCCAUACCUGGGAAUUACACAUUCACAUGGACAGCCCGGCUCGCCUUUUCUUACGCUCCAUCCACAACAACAGCUGAUGUGGAUAUUAUUUUAUCUAUACCAAUGUUCUUAAGACUAUAUCUUAUUGCCAGAGUUAUGCUUUUGCAUAGCAAACUUUUCACUGAUGCCUCAUCUAGAAGCAUUGGAGCAUUAAAUAAGAUAAACUUCAAUACCCGUUUUGUUAUGAAGACUCUAAUGACAAUAUGUCCAGGAACUGUACUGUUGGUUUUUAGUAUCUCAUUAUGGAUAAUUGCUGCAUGGACUGUCCGAGCUUGUGAAAGGUGGGCAACACAUCUGUCUCCAAAUGUGACACUGCAGAGAUACCAUGACCAACAGGAUGUUACUAGCAACUUCCUUGGAGCAAUGUGGUUGAUUUCAAUAACUUUUCUAUCCAUUGGAUAUGGGGAUAUGGUACCAAAUACAUACUGUGGAAAAGGGGUCUGUUUACUUACUGGAAUCAUGGGUGCUGGGUGCACUGCACUGGUGGUAGCUGUGGUGGCAAGGAAAUUAGAACUUACCAAAGCUGAAAAACAUGUGCAUAAUUUCAUGAUGGACACCCAGCUAACUAAAAGAGUGAAAAAUGCAGCGGCCAAUGUACUCAGGGAAACAUGGUUAAUUUAUAAAAACACAAAGCUGGUUAAAAAAAUAGACCAUGCAAAAGUAAGGAAACAUCAACGCAAAUUCUUGCAAGCUAUUCAUCAAUUAAGAAGUGUAAAAAUGGAACAAAGGAAACUGAAUGAUCAAGCCAACACUUUGGUGGACCUGGCAAAGACUCAAAACAUCAUGUAUGACAUGAUUUCUGACUUAAAUGAAAGAAGUGAAGAUUUUGAGAAGAGAAUUGUUACUCUGGAAACUAAACUGGAAACUUUAAUCGGUAGCAUUCAAGCUCUUCCUGGACUGAUUAGCCAGACAAUCAGCCAGCAACAGAGGGAAUUCCUCGAGGCUCAGAUACAAAAUUACGAUAAGCAUGUUGCCUACAGUGCUGAACGGUCACGAUCUUUGUCAAGAAGAAGGAGAUCCUCCUCCACAGCACCACCAACUUCAUCAGAGAGUAGCUAGAAGAGAAUAAAUUAACCGCAAAAUAAAGACUCUUUGCCAUCAUAUGGUCAAUAUUUUAGCUUUUAUUGUAAAGCCCUAUGGUUCUAGCCAGCGUUAUCUGGGUUCUGAUGUCAGAAUCCUGGAAACCUGAACACAUUUUAGGCCAAAAUGAGUGAAAACUCUUCUUUUUUUCCCCCCUUCUCCUCUCAGAUGCACAGUGAAUGCACCUAGUAUUGCUAUAUUAGAUUGUUCUUCCUGUAAUUUCACUUUUUAUUCAUGCACUUCAAACAAGCUUUACUACUACAAUACAUAAUCUAAUAUAAUAAAAAUGUUAAUUUCUGCACAGUUACUUGAUUACUUUGACCUAACAACAAAAAAACAAAAGGAUCACAAUCAAAAGACCUAAUUAUGAACUUUUAAGAAACUAAAUUGAAGCUUAAUAAUUAUUUCUCAAUAUGAAAGCUAGCUGUCUAAACUUUGCUUGCAGUGGAGGGGGGAAAAAACCAAUAUUAAUCUAACAGUGUGCUGUAUAUGUAUUGUCAUUUUAAAAGGUCACUGACAGCUUUGAUUUCUGAAGUGGUUAAUUAAAAAUAUAGUUUAUCUUAGAAAAUAAGAUUUGGAGUAAGCUAUGGGUUUUUAAAAUAUUAUUAGGACUUUUGUUUAACAUGCAUUGGUACAUACACACACACAUAGAUAAUAUAUAUAUACAUAUGUAUUUAUGUAUAUAAAAUUAUUUAUGCAAUGCCCAUAGCAAUGAUCUUUAAAACUGACUAUUUAUAAAGCUACUGGCAUGCUAAAAGCACAGGCAAAGUCCUGUUUACGUAUUCAUAACAAUGCCAGGUAAGUUUGUCCAGAUCAAAAGCAUCACUUUCACCCAGAAGUCUCCUAAUAAUGCUCUUUGGGUUUUGAAAGUGUUAGGUUGCUACUUUCUCCACUUCUUUAUUUGUGUUUCUGGAGUGAAUGACUGACACCCAGACUUACAGUAUACACGGUUGUGUGAUGGCAGCACAGUGUUCUGUAUACAUUAUAUUUGGGCUAUCCCCAUGGUUCCUGCUAUGCAGUCAAGCUUAGCAAAACACUUCUAGCAAUAUUUCCAAAUUCUCCUGUAAAAAGUCAGUUGUAGACUGGAGUUACAACAGUAGGGUAUCUAUAGUAUUUUAUUUUCAUGCAUAAAAAUAAGGUCUCCUACUUUAUUAAAGAAAAAAAAAAGAAGAAAAAAAGAAAAAAAAAAGAAAAAAGAAAAAAAAAACCUCAAACAAAUAACAAAGCAUAGCCACCGGUAAGCACUGGUGAAAAGGUUUUGACUGACAUUUCUCCUGGUUUAUGCUCCAGAGUAGCAAAACUAGGUAACUUUAAAUGCUCAGUACAUGCAACUUGCAUUCACAAUUUCUAGUUACAAACAGGAAAUUAUUUGACUUUAUGAGAAUUUUUUUUAGUAUUUGCUAUUUAUGAAAUAUGCCAGUCCAGUCUAACUCUCCCCCAGUUGACAGGCAAGAGUGACAUCUGUAGCUAAACAAGUAGACAUGGCUGUCUGUUUCUAAGUACUACUUUAUCUGCUUAGAGGUAACCAACUUGGUUGUUGAAGGAAAUGCACAUUGCUCCAUGAAACACUGUGACUUCUGGUCAGCAAGGACAGGCAGGAAAGAGUAAUGCAGAAAGUAAGGGCGUAGCCCUUCUGGGCAAGACAGAAGAGCUGUUCUUUCCAGAAACCAGAAUUCCCCAAACCAAAUACAUAAUCUGAAAAACAGCAGACACUUUAGGCCUAUUCAAAUUAAAGGAUCUUCUUUUUCUGGUGUUACGAAUGUAUAAAUGAUGAAUGUAUAAGUGACAUCCAGAGGUAUUGCAUGCUUAUUAAAAGGCCAAGAUUUCUCCAACUUUUUGUGUCCUUAAGAUGAUGACUUUGCAGUAUUUUUCCCCCUAGAGCAGGACAGUUGCAUGCCUUUGGCGUGCCUUAUUUACAGACUGUGAUAUUUUGUGACUGGAAAUAACAAGCAGUAUGCAUAGCAUUUGCAGAUCUGCUUUUGUUUUUAUGGAGUUAAUUUCCAAAGGAAAAGAGGGAUAUUAUAUAGUCCUAAUACUUUUCUAGUGCAGUCCUUAACUAGUCAAGUCAAGUUUAGAAUUAUUUUUUUCUUCUUUUUUUGCAUUUAGUUUAGAAUACUUUUCUUGACAUUGAAUGUGAAAUACACUUUCUGUAGCUUGAAUACAUUCCUUUUCCUCCUGUCAGCUUGAACUAGCUCUUUCAUUGUUUACAUCUUUUUAAUAUAUGUAUAACACCCAUUUUUUGCACAACUGGGUUUUUAAAGAACUGUAGCUCCACUUUGAAAAUCUUGUCAAUCUGUCAGUUUUUAUUAAGAUCCAGCUAUAAGUACUGAGCUGGCUAUUUCUGUUGUGAAAGAGCAGCUGUCAAUUUUUGACCUUUCAAUUUCUUUUACUCAGUAGGACUCAGAAGUCUGAACUUAAUAUUAUUGCCACAGCUGUAUGCAAUGGUGAGAUGCAUCAGGAUUAUUUCCAUUAGUAGCAUUCUGUUACAACCUGCCAAAUUACAUUGGAUUUCUUUCUUUCUUUUUAAAGCAAAAAAACCCAAAUGAUGUCACCAUGUAAUACUGCAGUUCUACUUCUUAAUUUACCUUCAAGCUCACUACAGAUACUUUAUCUGCAUUUUCAGCACAUAUGAUUUUUUUCUUGUAAUAUCUAAUUUCAGCACUAAUGUGCUGCAUGGGGAUAUACUACAUGAAAGGACAGAUAUAAACUUUUAUUCAGGAGAGCACAAAGCACUCUUGGUUUGAUUUUCUUACUCCGGACACUAAACUCCUUUUAGUCUUCCCUUGUCUGACUUUUGUAGUACCACAAAUUCCAUUACUGACUUUUUAGUUCUGAAAUUUGAGCUCUAUCAUUGUCAACAUAUAUGAUCACCAAAAUGAAAACAUGGUGUUAUGACAGAACUCAUACGAUGCACCUCUGUCAAAUAUUAUGAUGGAGGUCACUGAAACUGUAUAUUUAAAUGUAGACUUUUUUUGGAAACAUUGUUUACAAAUAACAAGGAGUCUUUACCAUAUUUACCAUAUUACAAUUGUAAAGCUUCAUGCACCUCUUGCCUUAGUUUCACCAGUAAGAAAAUUCUGCUUUCUGUUGCUAUUAAAUUUCUCUUUUUCACUGCAUUCCAGACACUGAUUCCAUUAUCAGUUUCUUGGGAGUCUUGUUGCUAGUCUGCAUUUUUAAAGACACCUGGCAAAGAUACCUUGCUCGGAAGGACUGAAAUGUAAGAUGACAAAUAGACCUGUUCACUAUGCUUAAAAUUACAUGCAUUGAUUUAAAUAGUACUUUUUACUUACAUUUAGGUUUCUGCAGAAUCAGAAUGAUUCAUUCAUAUGUUUUAUGCUUGCAAAUGCUCUGCAAUUCUUGAUUCUGUAAAUCAUUAUGUAUUUUAAGCCUGUGGAUCUUUCCAGACAGACUUAUGCAACUCAGCUUUUCUUUACCUCCUGCUGCUCCAUAAGGAUGCACCUAAUAUGGAAAGAGAUUUGCUAUCUAAAAGUUUGGCAUCCAGUGUAGGAGCUCUGAAUGCCUUCUGGAGGUCCAUACCUUGCGAGCUAUUUCAAAACUAUGGCUCCCCAGACUGAGUUGGAAUCACUGUCAUCAUUACAGCAAAGAUAAGUGAUAAGCAUACUGUUUUGCAAAUUGUAAGACUCUUUCCAUGUCAGAUCAUAUGUAAACAUUCAAGUUGAUAUGCCACACAUAAAGAGCAUACCUAAGCAUAAAAGAAUAAAAGGUGUUCAAUGUGUCUAAAAUUCAGAAUAAAAUCUGUAACUCGUAUCAAUACUAAAAAUUAAAAUUGUUUGAAAACUC